AUGGCUGCAUCAUCCAGAAAACGACAACUUUCUCAAGAUCUUGUAAUUUGUGAUCAGUGUGGACAACCGGUUGAUAAAUGUGUAUUACAUGAUGAUAAUAGUGACUAUUUAGAAGAGGCAAUUGCCUUAUCCGACUCUAGAUUAACGAAAUUUUUUGAGGGCCAACAAUGUGAGGAGUCAUUGGAAUUGAAUAUAACUAACUAUUGUCUGUAUGAUGAAAAUGGCCACUUUAUCUCAAUUGAUUCUGGUCUAAUUGAAUCAGAUAAAGCUGUUUAUAUGAAAGGGUAUUUGAAACCUCUAACAGAUCUGGAGGAUGAUUUGAGUCAAUCUGUUCCAGCACGAGAUAUUGGACCGAUUGAACAAUGGUGGAUCUCUGGUUUUGACGGAGGCGAACGAGUUUUAAUUGGUGUUCAAUCAUCAAUUUGUUGUUACAAUUUGUUAACUCCUCAUCUUAAGUAUAAAGCAAUUUGUGAAAGCUUGGAAUUUAAAAUAACGUUAACCAAAUAUAUCAUUGAAUGGAUUGAAUCUUCACCGCAAUCAACUUGUUCCCAAUUGCUGCAUAAUUUAACAGUCAAGUGUCCAAAUCUCGAGCUAUCUCGAUUAUAUCAAAGUUUACCAUUUAUAGUUGAUCAAAUCCUCAGCUAUGAUGAAGCUGGAACAUCAAGUGAUCUUAAAAUUCUUGAAACUCCAUGCAUAAGACAGUUAAUUGAAACAGCAUCACAAGGAUCUUUAAAGUUAAGGUCAGCAAUCUCUAAGAAAGUCUUCUGGUUAAAACGAUACUUAUGUUGA
Messenger RNA from Tetranychus urticae (two-spotted spider mite), 789 nucleotides. Its product is annotated as DNA (cytosine-5)-methyltransferase 1-like. The record is from RefSeq and is a predicted model, not a curated record. Lineage: Eukaryota; Metazoa; Arthropoda; Arachnida; Trombidiformes; Tetranychidae.